GGGCAAUUCCCUGCAACCAUGUCUACUAUCCCAACAACUGAAAUCAUCAUCCUCGACACUUCAGAGGAGUUUCGAAAGGAUGUCGUCUCAAUUAUAAGCCCUGCAUUCGACUUAGUUUCAAAGGUUGAUGGUUUCCAGGCGCCCGUUUACACUGGGAUACAGAUCGAGAACCCAACUACAGGAUAUAUCAUCCUCAACUGGGAAAGCAUGGCGCACCAUCAGGCGUUAAUGGAUUCCCCCUCGUACGGUUCUGUGCUUGAAGCUCUGAAACCCGCCUUUGGGGGCCCGUUCAAGAACUAUCAUGUCAUUUUCAACGAGCAUCCCAUCGCAUUACAACAGCCUGUCACACAUGUCCUCCUCCUCACGCUCAAAGAUCCCAGCCAUCGGGCAGAGGUAUUCGACAUCCUCAGUAAUAUAACGGUCUUAAGCAAGAAGAUGCUCGUGUUCGGGCCUACACUGGAGAACGAGAAUCAGAUUGUUCUUGUCGGCGGCUGGGCAAGCGUUGAGGUAGACGUUGAUAUUAUCAUGAUUUUGCACGUACUGAUGCUGUUGUGGACCUCUAGGCUCACUUGGAGAGGGUUGCCACUGAGCCGAAAGCGGUGGUCGAACGGCUAUUCGCUCUUGCUACCAAGGACCAUUCGUUCCAUGUUACUUUGAAGUCAUAUGCAGGAAACUAGCGGUCGGCAGGUGCGGUUAAUUAAGGUCGAAAUCAAUGCAUGUAACCUACAUUAUGAGCUCCUGUAUCGCAAAGUCCACAUGAUGGAGAGGAAUGUGAGGUAUCGAAGGCACGCCCUGGCUAUUUAUCGGUCGGGGUUGCCAGGAAUAAACUUCUGAUCCGCUGUUCUGACGCAA
Messenger RNA from Suillus subalutaceus, 852 nucleotides. RefSeq lists its product as uncharacterized. The transcript is spliced from 3 exons. Bases 19 to 657 code for a protein of 212 amino acids. NCBI's taxonomy places the organism in Eukaryota, Fungi, Basidiomycota, Agaricomycetes, Boletales, Suillaceae. The record is from RefSeq and is a predicted model, not a curated record.